UUUUUUAUAUGGUGAGUAAACAGGCAUUCAGCUGUCUUAUGCUUCAAUAAAGAGAGACCUAAGAUGAAUGCAAGUUCAAAGGAAGCAUAUUUUUCCACCAAACAACAAAGCAACACAAAUGAUACGAUGUUGAGCAGUAAAGGCCAAUCUAGCCCUUCUUCCCCAUGGUUAAGAUUGAAGGAUCCACGAGUCGUACGUGUUUCUCGUGCCUUUGGGGGGAAAGACCGACACAGUAAAGUUUGCACCAUUAGAGGAUUGAGAGACCGAAGGGUGAGGCUUUCAGUUCCCACUGCUAUUCAAUUGUAUGAUCUUCAAGACAGGCUCGGACUUAAUCAACCUAGCAAGGUUGUCGAUUGGUUGCUAGAUGCAGCUAAACAUGAAAUCGAUGAACUACCCCCACUCACAUGGCCACCGCAAGGGGUCUUUGCCUUUAACCAAGAAGCCGGUUCUUCCCAAUCCAACAAACAAGGGCUUAAAACCGGUACCAGCGUUGAUUCGGAAGAUCCUGCAGGCAAAUUACAGAGAUCGGACUUUGGGAACUCUGAUGCAUGUUGGAGAGCUAAAUUCAAAGAAGUUGAAAGGGAAACGACCAGUGAGAAAGAUGAUAGGAACAGAAGAAAUGAAGAGGAAAAGCAACAAGACAUGUUAAGCAAUGCAGUUCCGUAUGGUUCUUACUAUCAUUUUGAACCUCCAAGUUUUGGUUGCAGCCAUGGAUUUGUUUCCAACACAGAAGAUCUUCAUAAUUUCAAUGUUGUGCCUUUACCAUCUCCAUCUACAUUAUCUCUAUCAUCUAGUACUUCUCAAAUUCUUGAUCCUAGACAGCAAGUUAACCAUUUCCAACUGCUCAGCUCAGAUGCUCAAACCAUCUUGCCUAGUUCUCUUAACCCGCCACCGUACUCAAUAAGCCAAUCUAUCAGACCCUUCCAUUUGAGAAUUACUCCUAGGUUUCCCCAUUCUCAAACCAGCAGUGGAAGUCAGCCUGAUAAGGAACAGGAGUUUCCUUCUAAAUGACAAGAAAGGUACUGUUUGAAUCUAUUUGCAUACAUAA
Messenger RNA from Hibiscus syriacus, 1048 nucleotides. Its product is annotated as transcription factor TCP13-like. Gene Ontology annotation, cellular component: nucleus. The transcript has a single exon. The record is from RefSeq and is a predicted model, not a curated record. The coding region runs from base 64 to 1011 and encodes 315 amino acids. Gene Ontology annotation, molecular function: DNA-binding transcription factor activity; sequence-specific DNA binding. NCBI's taxonomy places the organism in Eukaryota, Viridiplantae, Streptophyta, Magnoliopsida, Malvales, Malvaceae.